Messenger RNA from Rubroshorea leprosula, 2545 nucleotides. Lineage: Eukaryota; Viridiplantae; Streptophyta; Magnoliopsida; Malvales; Dipterocarpaceae. The record is from the annotation of a GenBank genome assembly.
AAGAUUAAUCCAACAUAAAUAACUAAAAAGUUAAUAAUGAGUUGGGUAAAAUUGAGUUAAGAAGGGGGAAGAGGUACAGCAGUCGGAGGAAGAAAUCACAAGAAGAAGAGAGGAUUUCUUACUUCUAUGGGAAAACAUGAAGAGCAAGGAAAGUAUGCUGCAGCAGAAAUCUAGAAAAACAUGGUUGACCCUCGGCGAUGCCAACACAAGUUUCUUUCACAAGUGCGUCAAGGGGAGAUGGAGAAGGAAUGAAAUGACUUCUAUUCAAAUCAAAGGUACACAAAUUGUGAGUGCUAGUAGAAUGAAGGAGGAGAUUGCUUCCUUUUUUGAAGAUAUCUUCAGAGAAGAACAGUGGGACAGACCAAAGCUAGAAGGGGUGAGCUUCAAGCAGAUUUCACAGUUAGAAAAUGAUCAUCUGGUUGGAGCUUUCAGUGAGGAAGAGAUAGAUGCAGCGGUGCGAGAGUGUGACAGUUCAAAGGCGCCUGGACCAGAUGGAUUCAAUUUCGGCUUUGUCAAGAAUGUGUGGGAGCUAAUAAGGGAAGAUGCAAUCAGAUUCUUGCAUGAUUUCCAUAAAAAUGGCAAGUUGGUUAGAGGACUUAACACAUCUUUCAUAGUCCUUGUGCCGAAAGUGGAUAACCCACAGAAGAUAGAGGAAUAUAGACCCAUUUCCCUCAUCGGCGUUAUGUGUAAAAUCCUUGCAAAGCUUCUUGCUAACAGGUUAAAGGUGGUCCUUGAUGGGAUUGUCGGUGAACAACAGAUGGCAUUUAUUAGAGGAAGGCAACUAAUGGACGGAGUAGUGGUUGCAAAUGAGGUGAUUGAUGAUGUAAAGAAGAAGAGGAAGGAGACAUUCUUGUUCAAGAUCGACUUUGAAAAGGCGUAUGAUAAGAAGGUCUCAAUGGACUGGUCUCAGCUGCAUCUCAGAAAGGGUUACUGGACGGAGCAGAGGUGGGGAGCAGAGGUGGGGAGCAGAGGUUUUAAAGUUUCUCACCUGCAAUACGCGGACGACACAAUCCUUUUUGCUACAGCUAAAGAGGAAAAUGUGUGGGCAAUGAAGGGUGUCUUGAGAGCUUUCGAACUAGUCUCAAACCUUAAGAUAAAUUUCAACAAAAGUCAUUUGAUCGGCAUACAUGUGCAAGAGGGUUGGCUCAACAAAAUGUCAUGGGUGCUUUGCUGCAAAGUUGGGGUUUUUCCAUUUAAAUAUCUGGGCAUUCCCAUUGGAGGAAGUAGUAGAAAGAAGGCCUUUUGGAGACCUGCUAUCCAGUCUUCCUGUGUUCUGGAUGUCGGUGUAUCUCAUCCCAAAAGGAUAGUCAUGGCAGAUAAAGGACUCUGGAAAAAGGUUAUUGCGGAGAAGUAUGGACGGGUAAGGGAGCCUAGCUUCAAUUGGUUGAGGGAGAACAUUAAUUUUGGCUCAUCUUGGUGGAGGGACUUAAGUAGAUUGAAUGAUAUAGAUGACGAGAAGAAAGGAUGGUUAGUGGAGGGGCUGGAAUUAAAACUAGGGGAAGGGGUUGACAUUAGUUUCUGGUGGGACAAGUGGUGUGGGGAUGGGUGUUUAGCUAACAAAUAUCCUAGACUAUACUUGUUAUCUGCAGGAAAGGACUUUAAGAUCCCACAAAUGGGAGUUUGGCUCAAUGACACUUGGAUGUGGAGUCUAAGAUGGAGAAGGGCCCUAUUUAGCUGGGAAGAACAUCAGGAACUCGAGCUCCUGAAGGAGAUUAACGAGAUAACAAUCGUAAGAGGAAGACCAGAUCAAAGGAUAUGGAUUCACAGUACAGAUGGUAGCUAUACAACCAAAUCAGCAUACCAGUUACUUGCUGCAGAUCAUAGAAACAGCCAGCAGGGGUUGGCUUUUCCAAAAGCAUGGAAUCCACUUAUACCGAGUAAAAUCUCAGCAUUCUCUUGGCAAUUGCUACAAGGUAAAAUUCCAACCAAGGAUAAUCUGUUGAAGAGAGGCGUGGUUCAGGACCCUGGUGAGUGUAGAUGUGAAUUAUGUGGUGCAGGGGAGGAAAAUCCCAGCCACCUUUUCGUUCAGUGUAAAGUGGCACGUGAUCUAUGGAUAGCUUGCUACAAGUGGUGGAGAAUUAAAACAGUAACUGAUAAAGAUUGCUUGAGAUUUUUUGAACAACAUUCCAGUAUGCUGAAAACAGUGGGGUUGAAGCAGGGAUGGGAAUGCAUAUGGUUUGUAGUGAUAUGGACAAUUUGGUUGGCUAGGAAUGGAAAAUUGUUUAAGGGGAAGGAGGUGGAUAGUGGAAGGUUAUUUGAACUGGUCCAAAUCAGGGCCUUCAGCUGGAUUAAGGGCAAAAGGAGCGAUAGCUUUUUUUCCAUAGCUGAUUGGAUCCAGAAUCCUGUAAACUGUUUGAGUUUUAAUCGCGACAGUAGAAGGAACCUCAAAAGAAAGCUAUCUGAAAUGGAGGUGGAGCAGUGAACAAAAAGAUGGAGGUGGAGCAGUGAACGAAGGCUUCUUUGAGCAAUUUUUGACUGCAGAUUAUGUACCUGAAGCAUUGAGGGUCUUUGGAGUUCUAAGCGGCAGUAAAGGUAUGCUCAGAGU